AUGGCCAUUCCUAAUCGGGAGUCGCUGUUUCCGCGUUUUGUGGAGCCGGUUCCAAAUGUCACUGUCACAGUGGGGAGAGACGCGUUGCUCGCCUGCGUCGUUGAGGACCUAAGGGGAUAUAAGGUUGCCUGGGUCCGAGUGGACACGCAAACAAUUCUAAGUAUUCACCACAACAUCAUCACUCAGAACCCCCGCAUCAGCCUCUCCUACAAUGACCACAGAUCAUGGUAUCUUCAUAUAAAGAACGUUCAGGAAAUGGAUCGAGGAUGGUAUAUGUGCCAAGUGAACACUGACCCCAUGCGAUCAAGGAAGGGAUACCUCCAGGUUGUUGUACCACCAAUGAUAAUUGACAACAUGACAUCAACUGACAUGGUCGUACGUGAGGGCACGAAUGUCACCAUGGUAUGCCGAGCAACCGGCUACCCUGAACCUUAUGUCAUGUGGAGACGAGAAGACGGCCAAGAAUUCAACUGCAACAGCGAGUCAGUAAACGUUGUGGACGGAGAAAACCUAACCAUAUCGAAGGUCUCGCGUCUACACAUGGGUGCUUACUUAUGUAUAGCAUCAAAUGGCGUGCCACCUUCUAUCAGCAAACGGGUGGUGUUAAUGGUGCAAUUCCCGCCAAUGUUAUCAAUCCCGAACCAGUUGGAGGCCGCGUAUUUAGGACAAGAUGUGACAUUGGAGUGCCAUACUGAAGCGUACCCUUCAUCUAUAAACUAUUGGACAACGGAUAGAGGAGAUAUGAUAAUAUCAGGUAAUAAAUACAUCACAUCACUGAGCGAUGACGGCUACAGUCGGAAGAUGAAUCUGGUAAUAAAAAAAGUAUCACCAAAAGAUUUCUCGUCGUAUCGCUGCGUCGCUAAGAACUCAUUGGGCGAAACGGACGGACUUAUACGUCUAGAUGAAAUUGCAGCGCCGUCAACAAUUAGCACCACAGUCAGUUACGUCGCAACUUUUCCACAGAAGAAAAAAGGUAAGCACAAAAAUCGUUGGCGUGAUAGCUCAGCUGAGAACAGAGUCAUCGGGGACUACGAAGUUGAAGAAUGGAAAGAUAUUGAUUAUGAUUCAACGCAGUCUUCGAAGAGCAGUGCCGCGUAUGGGAGUCCCCUAGUAUUUUUAUUUAUACUAUUUCUUAGCUGACAUCAACUAUUGUAAUCAUUUUCAGUGCCAAUAUUAACCGAAUAAGCUUUGUACACCGCCA
Messenger RNA from Pieris rapae (cabbage white), 1201 nucleotides. RefSeq names its product lachesin-like. NCBI's taxonomy places the organism in Eukaryota, Metazoa, Arthropoda, Insecta, Lepidoptera, Pieridae. The record is from RefSeq and is a predicted model, not a curated record. Gene Ontology annotation, cellular component: neuron projection. Bases 1 to 1140 code for a protein of 379 amino acids. The transcript has 10 exons.